Messenger RNA from Cariama cristata (Red-legged seriema), 1084 nucleotides. Its product is annotated as protein FAM135A-like. The transcript has 9 exons. The annotation marks the transcript as partial. The record is from RefSeq and is a predicted model, not a curated record. Lineage: Eukaryota; Metazoa; Chordata; Aves; Cariamiformes; Cariamidae.
AUGGCAGUGUCGGCUUUACCAGAGUGUAGGCUUCAGGAGAAGUUUGAUUUUUUUACUUUAUUAUGGAAAGAUAGGUAUCAGACUGCUACACUUGCAGAAAGCCGACAACUGCAGUGCGGGAACCAAGGGCGAAUUGGAGUAUGCUGGUACGUGUUCAAGCAGUAUGUUUUUGACAGCAAUAGCGAAGAACUGGAAGACUGGUUAAUUAACAUACUAAAAUGGAGUAUUUACCAGUGGAGCUUUUACCAGAUUCGUACCUCUAUGAAAAUUCCUCCAAGAAUUCCACACAAAUUAGAAGCUAGCUUGUUACAUGCGACUGGUGCAGAUCUUGCCUUUCCUGCUUCAAUCCAUGACAACAUAGUUUGCAGUAAAACAUUUCAGAUUCUUUACAAAAAUGAGGAAGUUUCUGUGAACGACGUGAUGAUUUUCAAAAUAAAAAUGCUGUUAGAUGAGAGGAAGAUUGAGGAGUCUCUUAAUGAAAUGAAUUUUCUGCUAACAUUAGAUCUGCACUUCACGGAUACAGACUAUUCACCAGAUGACCUGAGCACACUACAGCCAAUUAGUAGCCGAACUUUAAAGUUGCACUUUAACUUACACCGGGGCCUUCAUCACUACGUCAAUGUUAUGUUUGAUUACUUCCACCUUUCUGUCAUAUCGGUUAUAGUCCAUGCUUCUUUGGUUGCUCUGCAUCAGCCAUUGAUAAGUUUUCCUCGCCCACUGAAGAAUACAUGGUUGAACAGGAAUGCGCCAGCACAAAACAGGGACUCUGUGAUUCCUUCUCUUGAAAGCGUGGUCUUUGGCAAUAACUACACAAAACAGUUAUCAGCAGAUGGUUGCAGUUUUGUUAUAUCAGAGUCUUUCCUGAGCCAUGCAUAUAAUUUCCACUAUACGCUUUGUGCCAGUUUGCUGCUUGCUUUCAAAGGGUUACACAGCUAUUUCAUUAUGAUAACAAAAGAGCUCCCCUCUUCUCACCGAAUUGAACUGGGUAAGUUGAAUUCAAUAAAAUCCAAGGCCAGCAUGCAGGUCCUUUAUGAACGCCUUCUCAGAAGAAAAUAUCCACGAACCCAGAGAGACGCCUACCUAG